This is a messenger RNA of Chelmon rostratus (copperband butterflyfish), 1560 nucleotides long. RefSeq names its product protein FAM13C-like. The transcript is spliced from 11 exons. The coding region runs from base 1 to 1560 and encodes 519 amino acids. The record is from RefSeq and is a predicted model, not a curated record. Lineage: Eukaryota; Metazoa; Chordata; Actinopteri; Chaetodontiformes; Chaetodontidae.
AUGUUCUGCUUCUGCCUGCAAAGUUCCCUGCUGAAGCUCCAGGCGCUGGAGGUGGAGGGGGGCCCCUCGCUGGGUCCGUCCCCAGAGGAGAGCCCCCCUGCCCUGGGUAGCAAAGAGCAGAAGAGCCCCUGCGGACCAGUGGAGCUUGGAGGGAAGGAGAGGAAGACGCUGGCUCUCUGCCACAACGUCCCCGCCGAUGAAAACAGCCCACCAGAGCUGCUGACGGUCCUGACCAGACCUCCACUGUCUCCCAGACAUCAGCCAUUAACAACCAUCCACCCUGGCCAGCAGCCCCUGACCCCUGACGGAGCAAUGCCCCCCAGCCCUCACCACUCCCCCUACUCCCCCCAGAGGAGCAGCCCUGGAAGUGAGGGAGGAGGGGGAGGAGAAGGUGGAGCUGGAGCUCUCCUCCAGCUGCUGGCGGGUGGCCCCAGCCCUCUGCCCUCCCCCCGCUGCUCCAGCCUCAGCCACAGCCUGAGGUUCAACUCCGACCCUGACACUGCACCGUCACCACCCUGCAGCCAGCAGUACAUGCUGUGUCGGGGUCGGGACAGGCCGGAGUCCUCUGAGGACGAGUGUCCCUCCUCCGUCCCCUUCCUCAGCAGACAGAUUCAGACCCUGAAGAAGAAGGUCCGCAGGUUCGAGGAUCAGUUUGAGCAAGAGAUGAACUACAAGCCGUCCUACAACGAUAAAUACUCCAACCCCGAGAUGAUCCGAGUGAUGAGCGAACUGGCAAAAGCUCGCAAACAGCUCAAAGAGCUGAGACUCAGACAGUCAGUGUUUGAGUCGCAGGAGCAGGACGGUCCAGAAAACAUCUGCAGGCACUCCUCCGGCCAGCAGGGGGCAUCAGAACACAAACCCACUCUGGAGGAAACGGUGGAGUCUCUGUUCAGACGACUGAGAGAGAAGAGACAAACUCUGGGCCUGCCAGACAACAUGAAGGAGAUGACUCAGGCUCAGAUGGUGUUGGAGAAGAUCACGCUGCAGAAAUGUCUGCUGUACUUUGAGAGUCUUCACGGUCGUCCGGGAACCAAACAGGAGAAGAACCUGGUGAAGCCUCUUUACGACAGAUACCAGAUGAUCAAACGUUUACUGUGUGCCAGCCCGACUAUCACCACCAUAGAGGAAGAGGACGGUUCUGAUGAAGACUCGAUGAGCUCCACGACAGUCGGUCAACUUCCUGUCCCGCCUCCUCGCAGACCAACCCGAGCGGCUGCCGGCGAGGAGGACAGCGACCGGGACAGCGACCCUGCCUUCGUGUCCCCGUUAGAUGAGGUGAAAGGCGUCCAUGAGAAACCUGCUGUCACCAUGGCCAACCUGCACGAAGCGUCCAGGUCUCAGCUGCUGCAGUGUCUGCGAGAGACGAGGGCAGAGAAGAAGACGAGACGUAAAGCUCUGAGAGAGUUUGAGGACGAGUUUUACCGUCAGACAGGAAGAAUCUGCCAAAAAGAAGAUCGUACACCGAUGAAGGAGGAAUACCAGGAAUACAAACAGCUGAAGGCUAAACUCCGUCUGCUGGAAGUCCUCCUCAGCAAACAGGAAGUUCCCAAAACCAUGUGA